Messenger RNA from Colletotrichum chrysophilum, 648 nucleotides. RefSeq lists its product as uncharacterized. The record is from RefSeq and is a predicted model, not a curated record. The transcript has 2 exons. Bases 1 to 648 code for a protein of 215 amino acids. NCBI's taxonomy places the organism in Eukaryota, Fungi, Ascomycota, Sordariomycetes, Glomerellales, Glomerellaceae.
AUGCUACCAUCCCGGCAGAAGAUUAGCAUUGCAUUGCGUCAACUAUCGUUCGGUGCAGAGCAUGCCUUGACUAAGGAAUCCGGUACAUCGAAAUACGCAAUCUUCCUGUCGCGGGACCCAGAGAAACAGAACACCAUCUACGUAGUCGAGGAGUACCCGUCCAAGGCCGACUUUGACGCUCACAUGGCACUUCCACACGUCCAGAAGUUAGUAUCAUGGAUGAGCGCAACCAACCCAAGCCCACUUGCUGGCACCCCGAGCACGCACUUUCUGUCCCUUCCAUCGGAUGACUUCUUAUUCUCGCGCGCAAAGGUGUCCGAGCACAAAGAGAAGGACCCUUGGGUUAUCAUUGCUGAGUUAGGCUACCAUCCUGGAGGAUCGGCAACAUCGAUACCAUACUGGCAGGGUGUUGUGAUUGAAGGGCGAGAGAACAAGGAAGGAACUCUUGUCUACGGAUUGGCCAGAGAUUCCGAGGAUAGGGAGAAGCUCUGGACUGUUGAGGUGUAUGAGAGCGAGGCAUAUCUGAAGGAUGUCCACGUCAAAAGCACAGCAAUUGCGGAAAGCAUCAAGAACACCAAGCACUUACGGACCGGCUUGACGUGGACGUUUCUGAAAUGGACAGACGGGUUUCUGCACAAAGACACAUAG